AUGACUACCCUGCACUAUCUGCCCCCCGUGAAGCCCUCCGCAAUCGCGAUGGGAACCAUCUUCACCCACACGGCCUCCCUCGGCAUCCUGGCCCCCGUGUUCGGUGACACCUAUCACCGUGCCCAGGCCGCCAACUCCAAGGAAGAGUUCAUCAAGUCCAAGGAAGCCGCGGGCGCCGCUGCCGCGUGGGGAAGCUCGCUGGUCGGAAGCGCCGUGCAGACCUACGGUGUCGCGGCCCUGAUCAACGCCACUGGCACGCUCAGCUACAAGGGCGCUGCCUACCUGGGAACUCUGGUGUUCAUGGCCAGCUCUGCCCCGAGCUUCAUCAGCCAGAUCUUCACCGAGAAGAGACCUCUCGAUACCGUCGCGGUCGGUGGAGUCGCUCGGGUGUUUGAGACAGUCGGUCUCAGCUUGUUCCUGACCUGGUGGGGGACUCGCACCCACCCGUUUGACUAG
Penicillium lagena is the source of this 456-nucleotide messenger RNA. RefSeq names its product DUF1761 domain-containing protein. The record is from RefSeq and is a predicted model, not a curated record. NCBI's taxonomy places the organism in Eukaryota, Fungi, Ascomycota, Eurotiomycetes, Eurotiales, Aspergillaceae. Bases 1 to 456 code for a protein of 151 amino acids. The transcript is spliced from 3 exons.